Molecule: messenger RNA, 1347 nt
Organism: Laetiporus sulphureus 93-53
Lineage: Eukaryota; Fungi; Basidiomycota; Agaricomycetes; Polyporales; Laetiporaceae
Product: isocitrate dehydrogenase
Exons: 10
Coding region: 1-1347 (448 amino acids)
Biological process (GO): isocitrate metabolic process
Cellular component (GO): mitochondrion
Molecular function (GO): magnesium ion binding; isocitrate dehydrogenase (NADP+) activity; NAD binding
Source: RefSeq, a predicted model, not a curated record
AUGUGGUCGCGUUCCGUCGCAUAUACAAGGCUCGUGUCGAGGCCUUCCUUUUCUCCCCCAGUACUCCUUUAUCGAGGGUUCGCCACCAGUCUAUCCAGAAUGCAGCAUAAAGUUGUCGUCAAAAAUCCCGUCGUCGAGCUCGAUGGCGACGAGAUGACCAGGAUUAUCUGGAAGAAAAUUAGGGAGGAGCUCAUCCUCCCUUAUCUUCAACUAGACAUCAAAUACUAUGAUUUGGGUCUGGAGCACCGUGAUGCUACUGACGACAAAGUCACGACUGACUCAGCUGAAGCCAUCCUGAAGUACAAGGUCGGCAUUAAGUGCGCGACGAUCACGCCGGACGAGGCUCGUGUGAAGGAGUUCAACCUCAAGUACAUGUGGAAGAGCCCGAACGGGACCAUCAGGAACAUUCUCGGUGGCACCGUUUUCCGCGAACCCAUCAUCCUCAAGCGGAUUCCCAAGCCCAUUCCAGGGUGGAAAAAUCCAAUUAUCAUCGGACGACAUGCGUUCGGUGACCAGUACAAGUCAACGGACUUCGUCGCGCCUGGUCCGGGCAAGCUGCAGCUUGUAUUCAGGCCAGUGGAUGGCAGUGAGCCGACCGUCCUUGAUGUGUACGAUUUCAAAGGCAAGGGUGUCGCGAUGGCCAUGUACAACACUGAUGAGUCAAUUACUGGCUUCGCGCACGCAUCGUUCAAGAUGGCGCUGUCGAAGAAGCUCCCCUUGUUCCUGUCCACGAAGAACACCAUCUUAAAGAAGUACGAUGGACGCUUCAAGGACAUUUUCCAAGAGGUGUACGAAACCACAUACAAGAAGCAGUUCGAGGAGGCUGGCAUCUACUACGAGCACCGCCUUAUCGAUGACAUGGUUGCGCAAGUGAUCAAGUCAUCAGGCGGUUUCGUCUGGGCGUGCAAGAACUAUGACGGCGACGUUCAGUCGGAUAUCCUUGCCCAGGGCUUCGGCAGCUUGGGCAUGAUGACCAGUGAGCUUAUCACGCCUGACGGCCAGAUUAUUGAGAGCGAGGCCGCGCACGGUACCGUGACGCGCCACUAUCGCGAGUGGCAGAAAGGCAACGAGACGUCUACGAACCCGGUUGCGUCGAUCUUCGCCUGGACGCGUGGCCUGCUCCACCGCGCGAAGCUGGACGGCAACAAGGAGCUACGCCUGUUCUGCCAGGAUCUCGAGGCGGCAUGCGUGGAAGUCAUUGAUGACGAUGGCAUCAUGACCAAGGACCUCGCGCUUGCGAUUCAUGGAAAGAACAUGAAGCGCGAGCACUGGGUUGUCACGGACAAGUACAUGGACGCUGUCAAUGAGAAGCUCAAGAAGAAGUUAGCGGCACGUCGGGCGCUCUGA